GCACCGGAAGAGACCGACGGCCAACGCGCACGCACGCACACGGAUUUGUUGAUUUGUUGAGAGAGCGAGAGAAAGAGGAGGAGAAGAAGAAGAGGGAGAAGCGCGCGUGAAGACCCUCUUCAGCUGCGGAAAGCUGAUCACGUUGAUCCGAUGUCUUGGCAGGAAGAAUACCCGAUGAUCGAAGUAUCGAUCCCCUCCAUGGAGCGGGAGGUGGACGAGUCGGGAAAGUCCAGGAAGCUCUUCAGAGUGGAAGUCUUGUUUCACGGGAGGAAACAUUAUGUGCUCCGGAGAAACAGCGAAUUCCAGACCCUCCACAGAAAGCUCAGGAAGAUCAUCCAGACUCCGGAUUUCCCGAGCAAGAGGAACCCCCACCUGAGGACCAAGCCUCAGGACCAGAGGAGCCAAGAGCUGGAGGACUACGUCCAGGACAUCAUCUACCAGAACGAGGACGUGCCCCAGGUGCUGCUGGACUUCCUCCACGUGAGACACUUUCACACCGGGACCAAGAUCAGCAGCAUGGAGUCACUUGAUGAUUUGGACAGCCAGGGUGACAGUUAUCCGUUACCAAACCAGCGAGUGUUGGGAUUCUUCCGGGAUCCCUAUCUCUCCGAACGCAGCUCAGAGCUCCCGGACGUCGUCGUGGACGGCGUUCUUCAGGGUUUCUACACCCGGGACGUCCGGGUCAGCUUCACCGCUUCAGACCCCGAGGCCUGACGCGCCAGUGAGACGGAGGAGUUAAUGUUUUAAAAAGUGGAAUAUAUAUGCAACUCAGCCAAAUACACGAGGCCAACAGGGAAGAUGAGGAAAGAGCCCGAAAGCCCGAAAUGAGUCUUGAAACUUUAGUAAAUAUUGAAUGAAGGCCCAGCGAUGUUACGCGUCCACGGCUAAACGUGUCUUUUAUUCAUAUUCUACUACUGAUGCUAAGUUUAGGUUUAAAAUAAAGAAAUCCAGGCAGCAUUUGGAGUUACUUUUAUUUCAUUUUUGGGUGCAUUGUCGUCACAGUUGAUGGAAGUUUCUUUGGUUCAUAUGUAUUUGUUGUCAUUUGAGUCAGCUUUUUCUUUAUGGCCGUGUUAUGUUAAAGGACUCUUUUGUUUAUUAUUAUGGAGUUAAAUGUACUUUUGUAUCAUGUUGUUUGUAUUGAAAUUAUAAUAAAUAAUGAAAGAGA
Messenger RNA from Pseudoliparis swirei, 1165 nucleotides. It is a transcript of the gene snx22, whose product is annotated as sorting nexin 22. The coding region runs from base 151 to 714 and encodes 187 amino acids. Gene Ontology annotation, molecular function: phosphatidylinositol phosphate binding. NCBI's taxonomy places the organism in Eukaryota, Metazoa, Chordata, Actinopteri, Perciformes, Liparidae. The record is from RefSeq and is a predicted model, not a curated record. The transcript has 7 exons.